This is a messenger RNA of Halteromyces radiatus, 2696 nucleotides long. Its product is annotated as rab-GTPase-TBC domain-containing protein. Gene Ontology annotation, molecular function: protein kinase activity; ATP binding; GTPase activator activity. The record is from RefSeq and is a predicted model, not a curated record. The coding region runs from base 87 to 2639 and encodes 850 amino acids. Gene Ontology annotation, biological process: protein phosphorylation; activation of GTPase activity. The transcript is spliced from 4 exons. Lineage: Eukaryota; Fungi; Mucoromycota; Mucoromycetes; Mucorales; Cunninghamellaceae.
GGAUCGUACAUGGUUGUUUAUGCCCACAUCUUAUAUUAUUGGAUCCAAAGCAUCAUGUCAAACUUUUCGGUUAUGGACUCAACUAUAUGACUGGUGAUGGUGCAGAUGUUGAUUUUCCUAUUGGUUAUCCUGGCUACCUUGCACCGGAAUGUAUUUUAGAUUUGAAUAAACGACGAACAAGUAAACAAGAUAUAUGGAGUCUUGGGAUUAUUCUAGUUGAACAAUAUACACGACAACUAUUCUGGACUACUUCUGAUCUUGAUUUGAUCUUCAACUCUAUGGCAGUACUUACUCAAUGGAGUGCAACAACUGAUAAUGUUUGGCGUCACAAAGACAUUGGUACAUUAGACAUCAACGAUAAUGUACUACGUUUUCUGCAACAAACCAAUGGAAUAAACGGAAAUCCUACUAUAUCUCUAUUACAUCAAUUCAUCCUAGAUUGUUUACAAGUGAAUCCUAGAAAGAGAGCAACUCAUCAUUCUUUAUUAUCCUCACCAUUUUUAUCUUCACUGGACAUAAAUUUGCAUCAUCCUCAACAAUGGAUCAAAGGACCUGCACUUGUUUCUGAUGAUUUGAUGGAAUCACUGUCUGAUGAUGACGAACAAUCAUCACCUAAACGCUCUUCACAACAAACAACUGAUUUACUACAAGGUUUACCGAUAUCUCAAGUAUAUAAUCUGUGGAAACUAGCAGGUGGUGAUGUGGAAUUGGAUGCAGCAAAGAAGGAUGCAUUCUUGACAACACCAGUGAUUGAACGAUUACCCCGACUAUGUGGUUUGGCUGAAGGUGUAGAAAUAGGCACUACGACAAGGGACACUGCACAACUGUAUUCUGAUGCGAUCUUUGAAUUAAGUUUUAAAGAACUUUACCAACGACUAGGGGAAGAACAACGAGUGAAUGGAUCCAUAGACAGAUUUGAAUGGGAUACAGAUUACUUUAUGGUAGUAGAUGAAGAUGAUGUCAACUUUUUACUUGAUGAAGAAUACAAACAUUAUGCAUCCACCAGCAAUGAUGACAUCCCUUUGGAAGAUGAAUUCAUAUUUACAGAUGAUAUACCUACGAAUGGACGUUUGACAGCGACAUCAAUGACUCCACAACAUAGUAAUAAUAACCCAUUACCAACUACACCACCACCACCGGCAGCAACAUCAUCCUCUCGAUCAGGUCGUCGUACACUUUCAUUUACAGGUUUGAGUCGAUCGGAAUCAGCCUCAUCUUUAUCGCAAUCAAGUCCAACUAGCAACACACCACCAGUCACUACAACACCAUCCAACUUUUCCACCAAUUCUGGCUCCCAUUCAUCUCUUUCUCAUCUUGUCAAUUCAUCUUUCAACAACAAUACUAACCAGUCCAAUGGAAAUAGCAAACUUCCUUUGUUUUUACGUGAACAAGAUGUCAACUAUCAAUUCCGGCGGCAAGCUCUAUUCUCAGCACUAUUACAACAAUAUCCAGCAUCAAGAAAGGAACUGAUUCAUCAUGCCAAAGUAGAUAUCCCUCCCUUACUUCGUGGAAAAGUAUGGGCUGCUAUUCUUGGGGUCCAUGGAAAUGUACAUCAGCGAUAUAACAAUAUCAACAAAUGUGUAGAUGUAAGCGCUGAACGACAAAUUGAAGUGGACGUACCAAGGUGUCAUCAAUAUAAUCAACUACUAGCAUCUUCUGUUGGUCAUGACAAAUUACGACGUCUUUUAAAAGCGUGGGUAGCUGCAAAUCCUGAUUUGGUGUAUUGGCAAGGAUUGGAUUCUUUAUGUGCUCCUUUCUUGACACUUCAUUUUAAUGAUGAAGCUAUGGCAUUUGCAUGUCUCCAAAUGUUUAUACCAAGAUUCCUCAACAACUUUUUUUUAUCCGACAAUGCACCAGUAUUACAGGAAUACUUGGCAGUAUUCCGUCAUCUUUUAAGUUAUCAUGAUCCUGAACUUUCAAGCCAUUUGGAUACAAUUGGAUUUAUGCCUGAUUUGUAUGCGAUUCCAUGGUUCUUGACCUUGUUUACCCAUGUAUUUCCUUUGGACAAGAUAUAUCAUUUAUGGGAUAAACUUCUUGUAGGACCAUCUUCAUUACCAUUGUUUGCUGGUAUCGCCAUUUUACGACAAAUACGUGAUAUGCUCUUGUCCUGUGAAUUCAAUGAUUGUAUUGUGUUGAUUUCGGAUAGUUUUCCAAAGGUGGAUAUUGAGAAAUGUGUACAGAAUGCCAUGUCGAUGUGCAAGGUGACGCCUCCUAGUGUAUCUGCUCGAAUAUAUGAUAACGAUCAAGAUCAUCAAAAGACAGUCGAUACUAAUGGAUUAAUCAAUGGUUAUACUGGAACCAAGGACAUUGAAGAUGAAGAAGUUGGUUGGUGGCAGCGUCCUUUGUCUAUUGAAAUCAAGAAAAAAGAAUUAUCUCCUAGAAUCAGUGUGGCAGAUCUAUACCGUGUGAUACCUUACUGUUUGGUAUUAGAUAUCCGAUCAGAACAAGCAUUUGCCCGUGGCCAUAUUCCCUCCUCCAUGAACGUACAAGAACAACAACUACAAAACUAUGCCUCUGUUUUGAAGAAACUGAAUCGAAAAUAUCAUGUGGUGAUGUCAGAAAAGGAUGAUGGUGCAGAGGUAACAUAUCUAAAAAAAAAAAAAAAGCAAAUACAUCUUGAUGUUGAUCUUUCAUUAUGAUUUUUAUUAUUAUUAUUAUAGUAUGCUAGUCAAUUGGUUCAUCAUUUCUUCCCUAGA